Pelobates fuscus (common spadefoot toad) is the source of this 2425-nucleotide messenger RNA. RefSeq names its product chromosome 12 C11orf16 homolog (gene C12H11orf16). The transcript is spliced from 8 exons. Bases 4 to 1974 code for a protein of 656 amino acids. The record is from RefSeq and is a predicted model, not a curated record. NCBI's taxonomy places the organism in Eukaryota, Metazoa, Chordata, Amphibia, Anura, Pelobatidae.
AGAAUGCAUCACUGUGUGAGGACGUUGUGCAUGGAUUCCAAGUACUGCAGUGUGGCAUCUCCGCUGAGUGAACACUCAUGUCACAGUCUGAUAACACACCCACAGCCGGAGUGCAGAUACUCUGUAACUGCUCAUUCCUGUGUGAGCCACCACUCAAUCCCACACAGGUGUUUGUGUGGAAUCCAUUUUCCCCACGUUGGAAGCAUACCCUGUGGGAAUGUCGAGAAUUUGUUUUCCUGCGUGAGAUCAUUAACGCCGCACACAGUGGUACUGGCACGGAGACAGCGCGAUGGGUUUUACUACCUGGCGACAGUAAAACAAGAGGAAGAACCAGGAGUGUUUCUAAUCGAGUUUAAUAGGCCGGUGAGUGAACGAUACCCCACGACCCUGCAGAAGACAGAGGCGAAUGAUAUGAUCCAGUACUUCGAUGCGCUGAGACAUUGCAUUCUUCCCGGAGAUACCGUGUUAGCUCCCUGGGAACCAGAACAAGUGAGAUAUGGACCAGGAAUCGUUACACUGGGUGUAGAGACUCGGGAUCCUCUCCGAACCGGUGAAGAUGAAGAACUGACGGUUAGUUUUUGGAAUGGUAAGAAGAAACGGGUUCCUCUUGGUGUUGCCGUGUGGAUCUCUCCCUCUGUGUAUAAACGAAUCAUGGACCGGCUGCACCAACCCAUCACAAGUGGACAAAAGCUCCAGGAGAGUAUCCCAAACAGCACUACGUACGUGUUCACAGACAGGUUCAACUCGGUGCCCACUAACCUGUGCCCUGCCAGCCAUCUCCAAAAACACAGCUGGCAUCACAGCCACACCUAUCCCCACCACCUGCAACAGCAUUGUUCUUGCUGCUGUUAUCCCAAACAUGCAGGGUGCACAUGCUGUUAUGACCCCAAAUGCCAGGACUGGUGGCCACUUACACCCACGGCCACCGUGUAUGUACAAAGCAGGAAGGAGCAGGAAAAUCGGGACAGCAUCCACUUAACCACAAGACGGAAAGAAAAGUCCUAUAAAAACUCAAAGUCUUCGGAGUCUGAAGAUGACAAAUCUCUUGAUGAUGAUGACGACUAUGACAACCACAGUGAUAAUGAUGAAGACAGUGACCGAGAAACAUGGCUGUCAAAGACUACACAGAGUACGAUGGUGGACAGUGGAGUGAAUACGGACUCUAGCCUGUGGGACAAGCCAAGAGAGGACAUUAAUCAACGUCCUGAUUGGAAAUACUGGAGACACAGUCAGCCGGAACCUUUUUACCGGAAACCAGGAAAUACUGUGAGCAAAUCAAAAAGUGCGGCUUCUCAAUCGAAUUCCUGUGUGUCUUGGCCGGACGUUACAGGUUCAGCCAAUCAGAGCUCUUUGUUUGAAACGAUUGUGGAUUCCCCAGUCAGAAGACUUACGGUGAAAGAUGUUCUUGCUCACAAAGAUUUCAACCCAUCGGAUGCUAAACAAGCUCCGCCUGUCGCAGAACGUCUCGGUGAAUCAGAAGUUGACAAAUUGCACAAAAAACAAUUUAUUGCGGAAAAACGGAGAGAGCAAAUAAUGAAGCACCGGGAAUGGGAAGAAGACAGGGCACAAAGUGCUGACCAAAAAUACUGCGAAACUCAAGAGGUUCACAGGCACAAGACUUUGCAACGUCUGAAAAACGAGGAUGUGAAGGUGAAAGAGCAGGCAGCUAAGAAAACGCAGAAUAUCACCGCCAAGAAAGCUGCGCGUGAGAGAAACAGUGUGCGCAUGCAGACUAUUGCAGCGGAGGAUAAACUGAAGGAGCAGCGCAGACUCGAUCACCUGCGGAGUGUGCGGGAAAAGAUCGAUCAGAGAGAAUUCGAUAAAUGUGCAGCCAAUGAACAGAAGGAGAUAGAACACAUGGACGCACAGAGAAUGAAAGUUAACAAACACUAUAAAGAGGUGGCAGACAAAGUGUUUCAAACAGAAACAAAAAGGAAGAGUGGAAAUCGCAAAGUCCAGUAUAUCGAGGAUUAAUGACCCGACUAGUGUGUGAUUAAUGGUCCCCGCUCCUCUCCCCAGGAUUCCUGCCCCAACAGCCACCUUUCUAAAUUACGUGUUUUAAUUAUAUAAGUUUUAUUUUCUAUUUCAUUAGCCCCAGUUCCAUUGAUUUCAAAUAAUUUAAAACAUGGGGUGUAAUGGCCGAAUCACAGGUGAGUUAAUAAAGGCGCAGAUGAAUCAACCAUUAGUCAGCCAGCUGAGCUCUGGGCGAAAUGAUGAGACUCGUCUAAGUUUGGUCCUGUUUGCUAUCACUAUACUAGAAGUGGACCUCAGAUCCUAGGAGAUCAGAAUCCAUCUCUAAAUUAAUUCAUUUCAAUGUGAGGUCAUGUGUACCACCAGUUUCAUGUAUUUAUAAAACAUCAAACAGAAACUACAGCGUUGUACAACGGCAUGAACAUGCGCUAUAUACAGAAACAAAGGAGCUUGC